Molecule: messenger RNA, 495 nt
Organism: Motacilla alba alba
Lineage: Eukaryota; Metazoa; Chordata; Aves; Passeriformes; Motacillidae
Product: cytochrome c oxidase subunit 6B1
Exons: 4
Coding region: 101-361 (86 amino acids)
Cellular component (GO): mitochondrion; respiratory chain complex IV
Source: RefSeq, a predicted model, not a curated record
UUUUAGUGACGUCAUUUCCGGCGACUCUCCGUCGCGUCCGGCGUGACUCGUUGGUUCCGGCGAGCGGCGAGCGGGGGUGAAAGUGACUUUGAGAGCUGCCAUGGCAGAGGACAUCCGGGCCAAGCUGGGCCGCUACAAGACGGCGCCGUUCGACAGCCGCUUCCCCAACCAGAACCAGACCCGCAACUGCUGGCAGAACUACCUGGACUUCCAGCGGUGCCAGCGCGCCAUGGCCGCCCGCGGCGCCGAUGCCACCCCGUGCCAGUGGUACUUCCGCGUCUACAAGUCCCUGUGUCCCACCUCGUGGGUGACGGCGUGGGACGAGGCCCGCGAGGAGGGGAUCUUCCCCGGCAAGAUCUGAGCUGUCCCCAGCCCGGUGGCACCGGGGACAGCGGCACGGGGGAGGUGACGCCGCGGGGGAGGGCUGGGGACACGGCUGUCACCCCCCAGGGAGGGGACGCGCGGUGGCACCGCCAAUAAAGGGUUCAAAACUGG